CUUCUAAUAUGAAUCUUGCGAUAAGAUAUUCUUUAUUGAAUACAACAAGUUAUCUAAGUGUAGUUUAGAAUCUUAUGACACUUGUCAUUUAUUAACUUCUCAGCCAUGUACAAAGAAACAAAUAAUUCAUUCAAUCACUCAGUUUUCAAACUUACCAAUACAUCUCCUCAAAUUUAUUUUGCUGAACGACAAAGUCCGAAACAUAAAAAAAGGCAAAUUCCCCAAGCAAAUCGUUCAUCUAAAAAAUCGAAACUGUUCUACGAUGAAUUCAGUGACGUGGAACAUAAGCAUUAUACACAAAAAACUUAUGAUGACAAGUCUUACACUCCAGAGCGUCCAAUGUCUGUGAAGGAUGAGAACAUGAAAGAAGAAAAUGAUUUUUUAAGUCCCCAUACUCCUGAUUUGGAGGAUUACCAAAACAAAGUUUUAGAACUCAUUUCAAACGACAUCAGAGCAGAGUCUCAAAGUAAAACAAGCGGCGAAUUAAAUCGAAUUAAUGAAUGUCCGGAGAACUUUGAAUCAAGAAAUAAUUUUUCACCUCUCACAAAUUCGAGUUCCUUUGAUUCUUCAAAAGUUUAUGAUCAUCGUCAAAUAAAAACCAAGGAUAAAACUUUUUCAUCAAAUGUUGGAAAGUUUUCAUCAACACCGUCUGAAGAAACUUCUACUCAAUCUUCAGAAAAUGAAACAACAAAAUUACUUGUUGCAACUUUAUUGAAAAGUGUAAAACUCGUCGAGAGAAAAUGUCAGCGGGACUUGAAACGAAAGCAAAAAGAAUAUCGCAAAAAUCAGAUUAUUUCUGAAGUUCAGAAAUUGCGUCUCGAGUUAAACAAUAAUUUGGAUGAUAAUCUUGAAACUAGAUUUCGUCAAUUAGAUGCUCGUUUAUCUGAUGGUUUGCUUUCGAAAAAAUCAAACUUUUAUAAGAAAAUGAAGAAACGGCGAAAGAAUUUCUCAAUGUUGUCAACAGUUAAUGAAAUUAUUAUCAAGAAAGGAAUUUCAGCCAUACCGAAUAAUUCACUUCCUUCGCCUCCAAUUGGAAAUCCUCCAAAACAUAUUCCUCAGCCACGAAUUAAAAUUAAUCCUCCAGACCUUUAUAUUUAUUUAAAUGUGAAUAUGGAACCAAUGAUUGAAUUAGUUAUUCCUGACAAUAUCACGAUGGCCGACCAUCAUACACCACAUCAUGCUUAUAAAGGAAAGCUUGUAGAGCAAAAAAUAAAGCGAUUAACUGUUUUAAAGGAAACUGAACAAAAACAUUAUAUUAAGAAUUCUCCAUCAUUUCGUCAUCUGCAAAGUGAACCAUCGCGUGUAAAGAUGCUUUCUCAGUUGUUUGAAGAACAUUCAAGAACACAUGCAACUGUGCUGGCUAAUAAGUUCGUAAGUAAAUCACAGCCAUCAUCACCAACAUCUUAUGAAUCGCCAAAAGCAAGAUCAAGUUUAGGAAAUUCCCCUGCAAAAUCUUCUUCAAAGCUCGAUAGAAUAAUAAACGAAUUGCUUCAGAAAGAGUUGAGUUAUCUUCAAGCACUGGAAAGAGGGAUUCAGUAUUAUGUGCGUGUUAUCAAAGCUGGCAAUCCAGGAGUCCCAGAAAUUCUGAAAAAUCAAACUUUUCGAUUGUUCGGGAACAUUGAAGAGAUUUAUAAACUUCAUAAAAAUUCUGUUUAUCCUCGACUUUUGAUUGCUAAUGGAAAUGCUCGACAAAUAGCUGAAACUUUAAAUUGUUUCAUAACAAAUGAUCUCUUCUACUGUUACAUUAUCUACGCUAUCAAUCAAAAAACUGCUGAACAAUUGAUUUCGUCUCACUACAAUUUUUUUGAAGAUCUUCGAAGCACUUCUGAUGAUUUUCUUGGAAUUCAUUCAUUUGUUAUUCAACCUAUCCAGAAGUUACCAAGAUAUAAAAUGUUUCUCGAUGAGAUUAUAAAAGAAUUGAUGAGACAAGAAAUGACAGCAAUUAACAAAGAAAUUUUAGCAAUUUGCUGUGUCGCUGAGAAAAAUGUUCAACGCUUACUUGUUCGACUCAACGAAGCUUUAUCCAUCAAUGACAUCAUAGAGACACAUGAGUUUAGCGCAACUGUGCAAGUGAAAGUAAUGUCAGCUAUUUCCCAUGAUUACGGAGUUGAUUGCAAUGACAUGGCGCCAGUAAUGUUGAUAGUUCCAAAGAAUAGUUCACACUUCCAGUUUCGCGUGCCGUUCAAUGUCUUUAGUCUCGGAAAAUUUAUUAAAUGUUCAACGUUCAAAGCAAUUGAAGAUUUUCUUAAUCGAAAAUUCACAAGCAAAGUCUUCAUUUUUGAAAAAUGUUUUCUAUACACGAAAGUAAUUAAUAACAACGUGUUGGGAUAUCGAAACCAUUUCUUCUUUGGCGCCUCGUUUAGUUUCGUGAGGGACGAUCGUGAUAAGUUUAAAAUUGGUGGUGUCAGUAAGAAACAUGAUGUAACUUUUUCAAGUGACAAUAUUGAAAGCAUUGCUGAGAUUAAGAAGAUCAUCGAUCAAUUGCACAAUCCUAGACGAUCAGGAGAUUCAGCUUUCGUUGAAGGGAGUGAACUGAUGAUAAGUGAAGAUCAAGAUAUCUUGACAACCGACGACGAUAAUGAUGAAGAUGAAGAAUGGGUCGUCACUGAAUCUCAAGCCAACUUUGAAGAUAUUUGCGAUUUAGCAAUUCAAAAUGAUCCUUAUAGACAAGAAGAUAAGAAAGAUUUUCGCAUGUUUUGA
Clunio marinus is the source of this 2700-nucleotide messenger RNA. NCBI's taxonomy places the organism in Eukaryota, Metazoa, Arthropoda, Insecta, Diptera, Chironomidae. The record is from the annotation of a GenBank genome assembly.